This is a messenger RNA of Periophthalmus magnuspinnatus, 506 nucleotides long. RefSeq names its product thioredoxin-like 4B (gene txnl4b). Lineage: Eukaryota; Metazoa; Chordata; Actinopteri; Gobiiformes; Gobiidae. The record is from RefSeq and is a predicted model, not a curated record. Bases 25 to 474 code for a protein of 149 amino acids. Gene Ontology annotation, cellular component: spliceosomal complex; U5 snRNP; U4/U6 x U5 tri-snRNP complex. The transcript is spliced from 3 exons. Gene Ontology annotation, biological process: mRNA splicing, via spliceosome.
UAGUUUUAGCAUUUAGCUGUAAAAAUGAGUUUGUUUUUACCGAAAUUAUCGUGCAAAAAGGAUAUAGAUGAAGCCAUUAAAGGUGUAGCGGAAAAGGUCCUCGUCCUGAGAUUUGGGAGAGACGAGGACUCUGUUUGUCUGCAGCUGGAUGAGAUACUUUCAAAAACAGCACAUGACCUGAGUAACAUGGCGUCUAUUUAUAUCGUUGAUGUGGAUAAAGCUCCUAUUUACAGCAGAUAUUUUGACAUAAGUUACAUCCCCUCCACUGUUUUCUUUUUCAACGGGCAGCACAUCAAAGUGGAUUAUGGUUCCCCAGAUCACACAAAGUUUGUCGGGAGCUUUAAGACCAAACAGGAUUUUAUGGACUUGAUUGAAGUAAUUUACAGAGGAGCCAUGAGAGGGAAGAUGAUCGUCCAGAGCCCCAUAGACCCUCGAAAUGUACCCAAAUAUGAUCUUCUGUACCAUGACAUUUAGUGCUGACUGCGUCUGUUGUUUAUUACUAUGUU